Molecule: messenger RNA, 1251 nt
Organism: Acanthamoeba castellanii str. Neff
Lineage: Eukaryota; Discosea; Longamoebia; Acanthamoebidae
Product: NADH:flavin oxidoreductase/NADH oxidase
Exons: 8
Coding region: 1-1251 (416 amino acids)
Cellular component (GO): intracellular anatomical structure
Molecular function (GO): NADPH dehydrogenase activity; NADP binding; FMN binding
Source: RefSeq, a predicted model, not a curated record
AUGCGGAGAGUGAAGAGCGCCGGGCCUGCGCUGGUGCGGCAGAUGGCGACAACAAGUGCUGCAGCGAUCCCGCCUUAUCGCGGCGGUGAGGCAUUGUGGGGCACCCGGGCCAGUGAACCACCCGGACCCGCGGCCCUCCCGAAGCAGCCGGCCUCCACUCGGCCCCCACGCCCGCCCCCUCACCUCUUCCGGCCCUUCACCGUGCGCGGCCUCACCCUCAAGAACCGCAUCGUCGUCUCCCCCAUGUGCAUGUACAGCUCGACGGACGGGAUGCUGAGCGACUGGCACCUGGUGCACCUGGGUUCGUUCGCCAAGGGCGGAGCCGGGCUGGUCGUGUUCGAGGCCUCCGCGGUGGUCCCAGAGGGCCGCAUCACCCAAUAUGACGCCGGCAUUUGGAAGGACGAACAGAUCGGACCCAUGAGCCGGAUCGUCGACUUCAUCCACCAGCACAAGAGCGCGGCCUGCCUGCAGAUCGCGCACGCGGGACGGAAGGCAAGGGAGGUGCGCCGGACGCUGAAGGCGGCUGGCAGACCGUGGGCCCUUCGCCGUGAUGACAUGCGCCAGCCAAAGGAGAUGACCAAGCAGGAGAUCCAGGAUACCAUCCGGGCAUUCGUCGACGCGACUGUGCGAGCCGACAAGGCGGGAUUCGACGCUGUCGAGGUGCACGGGGCACACGGCUACCUCAUCUCCUCCUUCAACUCGCCUCUCUCCAACCACCGAACCGACGACUACGGCGGGUCGUUCGAGGGGAGAACAAAGCUGUGCCGGGAGAUCGUGAAGGAGGUGCGCAACGCGUGGCCGCGAGAGAAGCCCCUCUUCGUGCGCCUGUCGUGCACGGACUGGGUCGAGGGCGGCUGGGACCUCCCGCAGACCGUGCGCCUCUGCCGCGACCUCAAGGAGCUCUGCGCCGACGUCAUCGACUGCUCCUCCGGCGGUCAAAGCCCCAGCCAGAAGAUAGCCGUGGGUCCGAGCUACCAGGUGCCCCUCGCGGACGCGGUGCGCCGCGAGGUGACCAUCCCCACCUGCGCCGUGGGCGAGAUCUCGCAGGCGGCGCAGGCCGAGGAGAUACUGGUCAACCAGCGGGCCGACCUGGUGGCUAUCGGGCGCCAGUUCCUGCGCGAUCCCUUCUGGCCUCUCCACGCCGCCCGCGACCUGGGCGCCGAUCUUCACUGGGCCGUCCAGUACGUCGCCCCCUUUUAUUUAUUUUUAUUUAUUUAUCUUGUUUCAUUAUCUUUCGUUACUUUUUACUAA